AUAAUAUCCCCAGCGCAGCUCAUACUGAGGCUGCUCGGAGGAACCGUCACUUAGCCAGGACACAGGCUGAUUAUCUCCCACUGAAUGUUUCAAACAGUCAUCAGGUCUCUCGGAGGAGGGGAAGCAGUGACUUAGAGAGUGAAGAUGAGUCUGAUACAAAGAAUCUCGAUUUUGUUCCUGAGAUGAGAACUCUUAGGCAGAGGAUGAUGGAACACAUGGUGUCUGUGAGUGGUGAGUCAAGUGAGGAUGAAGCAGAAAUGAAGUGGGAAGAACAGCAAAUAAAGAAAGUCCUUAAACUCUCUCAG
Molecule: messenger RNA, 305 nt
Organism: Apaloderma vittatum (bar-tailed trogon)
Lineage: Eukaryota; Metazoa; Chordata; Aves; Trogoniformes; Trogonidae
Product: GC-rich sequence DNA-binding factor 2-like
Exons: 2
Biological process (GO): mRNA splicing, via spliceosome
Cellular component (GO): nucleus
Molecular function (GO): DNA binding
Source: RefSeq, a predicted model, not a curated record